This is a messenger RNA of Triticum turgidum subsp. durum (durum wheat), 1401 nucleotides long. NCBI's taxonomy places the organism in Eukaryota, Viridiplantae, Streptophyta, Magnoliopsida, Poales, Poaceae. The record is from the annotation of a GenBank genome assembly.
AUGGAGCAUGUGAUCGGGGGGAAGUUUAAGCUGGGCAGGAAGAUUGGGAGCGGAUCUUUCGGGGAGCUGUAUCUUGGCGUGAACAUACAGAGCAGCGAGGAGGUGGCUAUCAAGUUGGAAUCUGUCAAAUCAAGGCAUCCUCAGCUUCAUUAUGAGUCAAAACUAUAUAUGCUUCUGCAAGGGGGGAUGGGGAUUCCUCAUCUGAAGUGGUUUGGAGUGGACGGGGAGUACAAUGUCAUGGUCAUUGAUCUUCUUGGUCCAAGUCUGGAGGACUUGUUCAACUAUUGCAACAGAAAAUUUACCCUUAAAACAGUACUUCUGCUUGCUGAUCAGAUGAUCGCCAGGGUAGAGUACAUGCACUCGAGGGGCUUUCUUCAUCGUGACAUAAAGCCAGACAACUUCCUUAUGGGUUUAGGCCGUAAAGCAAGCCAGGUGUAUGUUAUUGACUAUGGCCUUGCAAAGAAGUACCGGGACCUCCAAACUCAUAAGCACAUACCAUACAGGGAGAACAAAAAUCUUACAGGAACAGCACGUUAUGCUAGUGUAAACACCCAUCUUGGAGUAGAACAAAGCAGGAGAGAUGAUUUAGAAUCUCUCGGUUAUGUGCUGAUGUACUUCAUAAGAGGAAGCCUUCCUUGGCAAGGUCUGAAAGCUGGCACGAAAAAACAGAAGUAUGAUAAAAUUAGUGAAAAGAAAAUGUUAACUCCAGUUGAGGUCCUUUGUAAAUCUUAUCCAUCGGAGUUUGUUUCAUACUUCCAUUACUGCCGAUCCUUGCGUUUUGAAGAUAAACCAGAUUACUCCUAUCUGAAGAAACUCUUCCGAGAUUUAUUUAUUCGUGAAGGGUACCAGUCUGAUCAUAUAUUUGACUGGACUGUGUCGAGGCAAUUAGCAGAGAAUAACAGAUUGCGACCAAGUGGAAGGACAGCUGGGUUGGUGGGACCAUCUGCAGAACGGGCUGAACGGAUUGCAGCAAGACAGGAUGGUCCUGAUAGAUUCUCUAGUUCAGUGGAAACAUUUGCCAGAAGAACUGGCUCUGGUUCUGGCCAUCAUGGAGAAAACACGAAGCACAGAACUCUGUUUGAUUCUCUGUUGGCACCUAAGAUGGCUGCUGAUUCGGAUAAAAGAAGGCCUACAUCAUCCCGGAAUGGGAGCACAUCGAGGAAGGCUCUCCUGUCAAGCAGCAGACCAAGUUCUGGAGAGCCCAGUGACCCCACUCGCACUAGCCACCUAAUCCCAACUAGCAGUGGCAGCAGUCGUCCAUCAACCACUCAGAGGCUUCACCAAUCAACUGGUCUUGAGGCCAGGUCCUCCUCGCUGUCGAAAACUGCGAGAAAUGUCCAUGAUGAUCCCACGAUAAGGACAUUUGAGCGCCUUACAAUUAGUGCAGACAGGAGGAAAUAA